AGCGAAGUCUCCUUCAACAUUUAUACAAGAAGAGCUGAAGAAAGAAUUCAUCAAUGGCUUCCCUCGUUGUUCCUAGUCAGGUCUCUGUCGUUGAGGAUGCAGAAGCUCUUAACAAAGCUUUUAAAGGAUGGGGGACUGAUGAGAAGACUGUAAUCGUGAUACUCGGACACAGAAAUGCAGCACAGAGGAAGCAAAUCAGGAUGGCUUAUGAAGAAAUUUACCAGGAAGAUCUUAUUAAGCGCCUUGAAUCUGAGAUUUCUGGGGACUUUGAGGUAACUAAACCUCUCAUCUUCAUUUUCUUACACUAUCUCCGUUUUCACGAUAUAUACGCCUUGGUGACUGCAUUUAGGUAUGAUGGGACAGAGGUUGAUGGAAGAUUGGCAAACUCGGAAGCUGAUAUUCUUCGUGAUGUUAUAAAGGACAAGGAAUAUAAUCACGAAGAAGUUGUUAGAAUUGUGAGUACAAGGAGCAAGCCACAGCUCUUGGCAACUUUCAACCGCUAUAGAGAAGAACCUGGUACUUCCAUCACAAAGGAAUUGUUGGGCGAAUCAGAUAAUGAGCUUGCAGUGCUGCUUUAUACAGCCAUUCGAUGCCUUGUUGACCCGAUAAAGUACUUUGAGAAGGUGCUGCGCAAUUCGAUCAAAAAGAUUGGUACUGAUGAGGAUGCAUUGACCCGUGUAAUCGUUACGAGAGCUGAGAAGGACUUGCAGGACAUCAAAGAUCUUUAUUACAAGAAAAACAGUGAGUUGCUCGAGCAUGCUGUAGCCAAGGACACCACAGGGGACUACAAGCACUUCCUGCUCACCCUCUUGGGAAAAGAGGAUUAA
Messenger RNA from Carica papaya (papaya), 827 nucleotides. NCBI's taxonomy places the organism in Eukaryota, Viridiplantae, Streptophyta, Magnoliopsida, Brassicales, Caricaceae. The record is from RefSeq and is a predicted model, not a curated record.